Molecule: messenger RNA, 393 nt
Organism: Talaromyces rugulosus
Lineage: Eukaryota; Fungi; Ascomycota; Eurotiomycetes; Eurotiales; Trichocomaceae
Exons: 3
Coding region: 1-393 (130 amino acids)
Biological process (GO): translation
Cellular component (GO): mitochondrial small ribosomal subunit; ribosome
Molecular function (GO): small ribosomal subunit rRNA binding; structural constituent of ribosome
Source: RefSeq, a predicted model, not a curated record
AUGUUAUACGAGCUCAUUGCCAUUGUGCGACCCGGCAGCCUCAAGGAGGUUAAGGAGAUUGCAAGAAAUGCCGGUGCUCAAGUGCUCCGCUCCGGCGGCGUAGUCCGCGGCUACACAAACUGGGGAACCUUCACGCUGCCCAAACCCACGACAAAACAUCAAGCCCGUUAUUCUGAAGGCUGGCACUUCAUCAUGCGCUUUGAUUCAUCUGGCCCCGUCCAGUCUGCCGUUCGCCGAACACUCUCCCUCGACCCGCGAAUGAUCCGGUUUUCCGUUGUCAAGCUCGGUAAUAAAUUGGAGGAGAUCAACCAUGUGCCCGGCAAAGUUGAGUGGAACUUGGAAAAGUCCAGUUUGGCGGACUCUAUCGGAGGCCAAGACUCUGGAAGCUCUUAG